Messenger RNA from Coffea eugenioides, 546 nucleotides. Its product is annotated as non-specific lipid transfer protein GPI-anchored 2-like. Gene Ontology annotation, molecular function: lipid binding. Lineage: Eukaryota; Viridiplantae; Streptophyta; Magnoliopsida; Gentianales; Rubiaceae. The transcript is spliced from 3 exons. The record is from RefSeq and is a predicted model, not a curated record. The coding region runs from base 1 to 546 and encodes 181 amino acids. Gene Ontology annotation, biological process: lipid transport.
AUGUGUCUUCUUGCCAUAGUCCUUGUUGUGAUGCGCUUGACUGGAGCUUUAGCUCAGUCAGGGUGCACCAGCGAGCUCACCAGCUUGUAUCCCUGUCUAAGUUACGUCACCGGAAGUUCAUCUAAGCCGAGCUCGACCUGCUGUUCACAGCUUGCUGGCGUCGUGUCAUCAAAGCCGCAGUGCCUCUGCUUACUUCUAAAUGGUGGUGGAUCCUCCGUGGGUAUCAACAUCAAUCAAACUCUGGCUCUCUCGUUGCCUGGUGCUUGUCAGGUGCAAACUCCCCCAAGCAGCAAAUGCAACGCUGGAAAUGUACCAACAUCUUCAACCGCUACACCAGCAACUUCUCCUCCAGCAGAACCGUCAAAAGGAUCACCUGACACUCCGAAGAUACCAUCAGUGUCAGAUACUCCAGCAGGAAACGGGUCGAAAACAGUCCCUGCGACUGACGGUUCAACAUCUGCCGGAAGCAACAUUAAUGCAUCAUUCCCACUUAUAGCUCUCUUUCUCUUCGUUGCGUCCUGCGUUCUAUCUGGAGCAGGGUUCUGA